ACACCCAAGACAACGGCAAGGAAACUAUAUUGUGCAAGGGAGCAGGGAACAGCGGUAAGCAGACAGCAGGCAGCAUGUCGUGGCUAAACAACAGUCUGAACACUAUCAACACAAUCAAAGGACAACUGACAAACUUGGCCCAGGAGGUGCUAGCGGAGACAGCCGGACCCGGCGAUGACGAAUAUCGGGGUGGCGACGACGCUUUGAGCGCUCAGACAGCCCUCCAGCUGUUAAAUGAGACGCAAUUGCGUCAGCUGGACAAGGCGUGCGAGGAUAAAGAUCGCGAGAUUGUCGCCCUACGCAAACAGAUUACAACAUUAAAGGCAAGCAGAGCUAGUGAAGACAACGUCGGCGGCGAGGCAAAGUCGUUGCAUUCAGGUGAGGAGCAAAAUGUGGUGGACGACAGCUGGUGUUGGGAGCCAGCUGGCAACGAUGCCACAGUGCCGACGGCAGCAACGGUGGCAGCGGCAGCUGGGGGCAAAAAGGAAGCGGGAAUGGUGGAUGUUGCACUUGUCUCUGGUGUCGCCGAUGUGUCCAGCCUAAACGCGAUCAUUGCGAAUCUGCAGCAGGAGAAUGGACAGAUACGUGACGCAAUGGAAACGCUGGAUGCACAGCACGAGAUCGCCAUACAGGAUGUGCUGGGCCAAAAGACGGAGCUGCAGACACAGCUGGCCACGCUCAAGCAGCUGCAGACGGACCGUCUAGUGGAGCACGAGCUGGCGAUGGCCCGCCUUCAAGCCCAACUCGUCGAUGAGCGGAAGCGACAGCUGGCCGCUGUGGAGGUGCAACAUGAGCUGCAACAGCGCGUCGAGCAGCAGGCCGAGGAGCUGAAGCGUAGCGUGUUCGAACUGGCCGAGAUGCAUCAGCUGCUCGAGAAACGGGGCGCCGACAAUGGUGAGCUGAUCGAGCGUGUGCGCCAGGCCGAUGCGCUGCGCGAGGCGCUGCAGCGUGAGCUGGACGAGCUGAUCAAAAAGGAGGCUGCGCAAAAGGAGAAGAAAACGUCGGAGUCAUCGAACAGCUCAUCAACCGGCAAGCACAGCGAGGAUGAGUUUAUAGUGGUGCGCAAUGCGGAUGCUGAGGCGACUGGCUCCGAUCCAGAUCCCGAUCCCGAUGCCGAUGCCGAUGCAGAUGCGACCACACCACCAUCGAAGGAGAAGUUGCGCGACAAGCUUGUCGCUUUGGAGGCGCACAUUGCCGAGCUAACCGCUGCGAAUGUCAAGCUGCAGGAUGGUGAGCUGGAGCGGCAGCUGGCUGCCAAUGUGCUGAACGAGCAGCUGUCGGAGCUGGAGACGCGACUACGCAUCAGCGAGAGCGAGAAGGAACAGUUGCAGCUGGAGUUGCAGCGCAAGCUGCAACAGCUAAUGCUGCAGAAUCAGGAGCUAAAGCUGAACGCCGAGGCCGAUCAGGAGACGCACGCCAAUGAUCUGGAACAGCAGUUGGGCGCGAUACGCGACGAGAAUCGUCGGCUGCGCCAGGAGCUAGACGCCAGCAUUGCGCAAGCCAAGUUCCGGCAGGCGAUUGCCGAGGAAAAGCAGGAGAUAACCGAUCUAGAUCUGGAGCUGGACAGCCACGACAGCAAGGACGAGCAUGAUCCGCACAAGCUGCACGGCCUGCUGGAGGCACUGAUCGCUGAAGGCACGGAUCAGGCGCUGGAGCGCACGCAUCGCCUGUUAAAUGAGCGCUGGCAGCGUCUGGAUAGCACCGAACAGCGACUGGUGGAGCUACAGGAUCAGCAACUAAUAUCCGAGCACGAAAAGAAGACACUCGAGGCGGACAUCUCACAGUAUAUCCUACAGUGCGAUGAGCUGAUGAAGAACAACGAGCUGCUGCUCAACGAGCUGGAAAAGUUCAAGCGCAACAAACUGGAGACCAUCGAGGAGCAUCACGAGGAGACAAUCGCACAGCUCGAAUCGCAGCUGGAUGACGCACAGAUCCGACUACAGGACGCACUAUUGUUGCGCCGCAACGAUGCGGCACAACUGGAGCAGCAAUCGGAUGAGCUGGCCGCCAAGCAGCAGCAACUGGAGCAGCUAACGGCUGAGGUACAUCAACUAAGGCAACAAAAGCCCAAAGAUGACAGCAGCAGUGAAUUGCAGCUGGUGCGGUUGCAGCACGAGGAACUGCAGCUAGCCAAGGAUAGCCAACACGAGCAACUCCUUCAGCAACUGCAAGCGAAGGACAAGCAGCUGCAGCAGCUGCAGACACAAAAUCAAACUGAAAUCGAGCAGCUAAAACAGCAAAUGGUGGAGCUGCACACACAACUGCAGGCGAGCACCGAGCACAGCGAGCAGCUGCAGGCAAACGAGCUGGUGCUCUUGGAGCGGAUGCGGUGCACCGAUCAACUGAAGUCCGAGCUGGAGGCGCUGCAGGAGGAAAUGAAACGCAGGCAGUUGGAGCUCGCUGAGAGCAAGGAGCAGAAUGUGGAAUUAAUGUCACAGCUGGCCGAGUUGCAGUCACAAGUGAAGGAGCUCAAGGAAACGCCCAAAGAUGGGGCCGAUGAGGAGAGUGUCAAUCAGUUAAGCGAACGUUUGGAACAACAGCUGGCGGCAAGUGCUCAACUACAGCAAUCACUCGAUAUGUUGAACGCUGAGAAAGUGGAGCUGAUCAAGGCGCUGCAGCAGAAGAUCACAGAGAAUACACAAUACUAUGCGGAAAUACAGCGAUUGCAGCCAAUCGAACAGCAGCUGAAUGAUCUGAUCAAGGAGCGCGAGAAGCUCUGCGACCAGAUCAGUUUCCUCAAGGAGAAGUCCGACAUACUGACCAGCAAUCUGCUGACAGAGCAAACCAAUCAGCGUCUGCUGCAGCAGCAACAAAUCGAAUCCAAUGAGCAACAGGCAGCCGUGCAACGUGAUCUGGAACGUUUGCGGGCCCAUCUCCUCGAGAUCGAGGAGCUGCACACACAGGAGAGUGUCGAGCUGCAGCGUGAACUGGAUGAGGCGCGCGCCAAUCAGACGGCCCUGCAGCAGGAGGUGUCCAAGUCCAGCACCGCCUAUACCUCGGCCAGCAUUAGGGCCAAUCAGCAGGCAGAGACGUUGCAGGCACAGCACGCGCUGCUCUUGCAACAGCGGGACGAGCUGCUUGCCAAGCUAGGUCAGUGCGAGGAUCGCGAACUGAAGCAGCAGGCGGCGCUGACCAAUUUGCAGUGCGCCCUGGAACAGUUCCAGAAUGAUAAGGAGCAUGAUAUUGAGUUGGCCACGCAGCGCAUACGACGCGAGAUGCAGGCGCAGCUGGAGCAGCAUAGGAUGCUGCGAUCCGAAAUGGGUGCACUGCAGCAGCAGCUGGCUGAUGCCAAUCAGGGGCUGCGUGCCGCUGCACGUCUCUCCGAUCAGCUGGAGGCCGGACAGCAGACGAUAGCCGUGCUGCGGGACGAAGUGGACAGCCUAAGGGAUGAAAAUAUGAAGCUGGAGCAGAGUCUGAGCAGCAGCGAGUCCAGCCAAACGGACAAGAUCGACAAGAGUCUCAUCAAGAGCCUGCUAAUUGGCUAUGUGGUUAGCGGGCAUGCGAACGAUAAGCAGCAAGUGCUCCGCAUGAUAUCUUCUGUGCUUGACUUUAACGCCCAGGAGGUGGACAAAGUGGGGCUCAACAAACAGCAGACCAGCUGGCUGGGCAACAUUCUUGGUGGUGCCAGCAGCAGUGCUGGAAAUACUGGCAGCGGCGCAGGUCAUGAUAAUCUGGUGCAGGCCUUUGUUCAGUUUCUAGAACAGGAAUCGCAGCCGAAGUCAACGGCACAGUUGCGGCCCAAUCUUCUAAGCAUGGCCAAACAGUUGGAGGGAAAAACAGACACAGCAGCAACAGCACCAACAAUGACAGCAACCACAACAAUAUCCACAACAACAGCUGGUAGCGAACAGUUGAUGACACAAGCGACACCAGCAACACCAACGACGCCGGCAAUGUUGCCGAUGCAAUCACUGCUGAUGAGCAGCAGCGAAUUUGCGCCAACGCGCAACUCCAGUUCGAUAUUAAAGGAUAUUCUCAACGAUUCUUGAUUGUUGUAGAACUUUCGGAAAUUGUUCUAUCUAAUUGUUUAACCUAAUCAUUUAACAUUUUGUAAUUGUGUGCAAUUCAAGUUCCAUUUGCUUAGAAAUGGGGCCCAAAUGUAUUUAUGUAUAUCGUUUAUCCCAAUUAACUCAUAUUUGCCACUACAAAUACACACACAUACACCUUG
Molecule: messenger RNA, 4168 nt
Organism: Drosophila grimshawi
Lineage: Eukaryota; Metazoa; Arthropoda; Insecta; Diptera; Drosophilidae
Gene: Gmap
Product: thyroid receptor-interacting protein 11
Exons: 7
Coding region: 75-3989 (1304 amino acids)
Biological process (GO): endoplasmic reticulum to Golgi vesicle-mediated transport; Golgi organization
Cellular component (GO): Golgi apparatus
Molecular function (GO): small GTPase binding
Source: RefSeq, a predicted model, not a curated record